AUGUCCGUCCCCCGAGCCAUCGCAAAGGUCGUCCGCGCCAUCGAGCAGUCCGAAGGCGCCGGAGCCCGUGUCCGCCGAUCCAUCGGCACCCGCGAGCAGCGCAACUUUAGCCCCUUCCUCAUGCUCGACCACUUUUCCACAACCGCCGGCUUCCCAGACCACCCCCACCGCGGCCAGGAAACAAUCACAUACCUCCUCGACGGCGUCAUCGACCACGAAGACUUCGCCGGCAACGCGGGCACCCUCCACUCGGGCGACCUCCAGUUCAUGACGGCCGGCCGCGGCAUCAUCCACGCCGAGAUGCCCCGCAAGCAGCCCGACGGCCGCCCCAACGUCGGCCUCCAGCUCUGGGUCGACCUCCCCAAGGAGCUCAAGUACUGCGAGCCCCGCUACCGCGACCUCCGCGCCGCCGAGAUCCCCACCGUCGACGUCGACGAAGGCCGGGUCACCGUCAAGGUCAUCUCCGGCCAGAGCCACGGCGUCGACUCCGUCAAGGAGCUCGCCUACACCCCCGUCUGGCUGCUCGACUUCCUCCUCAGGCCCGGCGCAAAGGUCACCCAGGCCCUGCCCAAGGGCUGGAACGCCUUCGCCUAUGUCCUCGACGGCAGCGUCGUUGUCGGCGAGGGUCCCGACGCUAGAAAGGUUGAGCAGUACGACAACGUCUUCUUCAAGCAGGAGGGCGAUGUCAUCCACCUGUCAACUGAUGCCAACGCCACAAAGGACGCUCGAGUCUUCGUCAUCGCAGGAACUCCUCUUGACCAAAAGGUCGUGCAAUACGGCCCCUUUGUCGUCAACUCCGAAGAAGAGGUCAUGCAGACCUUUUCUGACUUCCAGAGCCACGAGAACGGCUUUGAGCGUGCCAAGAACUGGAGAAGCAAGAUUGGCGACCGCGUAUAUUAG
Trichoderma reesei QM6a is the source of this 900-nucleotide messenger RNA. RefSeq lists its product as uncharacterized. The transcript is spliced from 3 exons. NCBI's taxonomy places the organism in Eukaryota, Fungi, Ascomycota, Sordariomycetes, Hypocreales, Hypocreaceae. Bases 1 to 900 code for a protein of 299 amino acids. The record is from RefSeq and is a predicted model, not a curated record.